AUGGACGAGCACGCUAACGUGGACAAUAAAGUAGCUUGCAAUAAGGCUAACAAUAGCAGUAAUGUUAGCAACAACAGUAAUGGUAGCAGCAGCAGUAAUGGUAGUACCAACAGUAAUGGUAGCAGCAGCAGUAAUGGUAGUACCAACAGUAAUGGUAGCAGCAGCAGUAAUGGUAGUACCAACAGUAAUGGUAGCAGCAGCAGUAAUGGUAGUACCAACAGUAAUGGUAGCAGAAGUAAUGGUAGUACCAACAGUAAUGGUAGCAGCAGCAGUAAUGGUAGUACCAACAGUAAUGGUAGCAGCAGCAGUAAUGGUAGUACCAACAGUAAUGGUAGCAGCAGCAGUAAUGGUAGUACCAACAGUAAUGGUAGCAGCAGCAGUAAUGGUAGUACCAACAGUAAUGAUAGCAGCAGCAGUAAUGGUAGUACCAACAGUAAUGGUAGCAGCAGCAGUAAUGGUAGUACCAACAGUAAUGGUAGCACAAGCAGUAAUGGUACCAACAACACUAAAAGUAUGAAGGAAAUUAGAGGUAACAGUACCUCUACUGUUGAAACCGCAGGUGUUUCAACCAACAGUAGCCUUGGUACCUCGUUGGCUACCAACAGUAGCCUUGGUACCUCGUUGGCUACCAACAGUAGCCUUGUUGAAACCGCAGGUGUUUCAACAGUAGCAGUAACAAUAGCAAAAGCGGCUACUGUUGCUACUCCUCAUCGUCACCAGCAGUCAGUAACACACGUAGCAGUGACAGCGGCAACAGUAGUAUUAACAGUAAUAAUAUCAGCAGUAACAACAGUAGCAGCAGUAGCAGCAACGUCAGAGGAUCUGACCCUCCGACACAUCCCCUUCAUGGACAUUACGGGAGUGAAUUUAUCAGAGAACGGCGGACGUGGUGAGGUCCCGAGAGCUGAUUCAACACAGACUGGCGCUGCCGAGGCUGGAGUGCCCACUGAAGCUGGUACUCGGGAAGCUUUCAAUUAG
This is a messenger RNA of Procambarus clarkii (red swamp crayfish), 978 nucleotides long. RefSeq names its product sericin-2-like. The record is from RefSeq and is a predicted model, not a curated record. NCBI's taxonomy places the organism in Eukaryota, Metazoa, Arthropoda, Malacostraca, Decapoda, Cambaridae.